Molecule: messenger RNA, 939 nt
Organism: Rubroshorea leprosula
Lineage: Eukaryota; Viridiplantae; Streptophyta; Magnoliopsida; Malvales; Dipterocarpaceae
Source: the annotation of a GenBank genome assembly
AUAAACUAUUUUCUGCAUUGAAGGCCGAAGCACCAAUUAACGAUCAAGUCAAGUCUUUCUUCUCUCAUAAAAAUCCAUACGAAAAGAAGGCGGAAACUAAGCUCUUAAUUAAUUUCCUCCAAUAUAACGAGGUACAAGGCUAAGAAAUUUACUCAGAGAGUUUUCCUCUGUACUACUGUCUCAACGUUCGCCCUUUAUUCCAUUCAAGUUUCUCUGUUUUACCCUGUUUGUUCCAUGGCAAUUUUCUGUAAAUUUUGCUUUGUUAUUUUAGUUCAUCUUCUUUCUGCAACUUCCACGUCGCCAGCACCCGUACCCGCACCCGCACCAAGCCCCACUUCACCUUCUUCAAAGAGUGUACCGACACCGGAUUUAAUCUCUCCUAAAAUUGCAGCAAGGACCCCCAAUUCACCUGCUCCAAUCCUUAGUCCCCUUCCCAUAUCCUCUAUUGAUUCAACAGAGUCAAAAAAAGGGUCCUAUGGUAAGCUGAGUGGCAUACAGAAGGCGGGAAUAGUUCUUGGUGUGUUUGCUGGGGCCGGAGUGUUAGUCUGUUGCUGUUUGGUUUACAAGAAACGCCACUCCAAUAUCAGACGGGGCAGACAUGGUUUUGCAUCAAGGAGACCGGCUCCUUGAUUUCAUGGUCGCCAUUCAUCUUUUUCUUCUAAGUUCCUCUUUUUUCUCCUAGUCCCAUCGGAAUUUUACUUGUAUUACAGCGGUGUUGUCUUGUCUCUGUUAUGUUCCUCAAAAUCUUAGAUGUCUCUUUGAUGUUCUCUCUCUCUUUCUUUCUUUCUUUCCCUUUUAUUUAUUUAUUUAUUUGGGUACAUUGUUGAUGUUAUGUUUUUUUGUACUCCUGCUCCCUUACCAAAAAUAACAAAGCAAGAGUUGUAGCUUGUAAGGUUCUUUUUAUGAAUUGAAUAGCAGUAACAAAAUCCACCUGUUUUU